This is a messenger RNA of Styela clava, 2833 nucleotides long. Its product is annotated as GMP synthase [glutamine-hydrolyzing]-like. Gene Ontology annotation, cellular component: cytosol. Gene Ontology annotation, molecular function: GMP synthase (glutamine-hydrolyzing) activity; ATP binding; GMP synthase activity. Gene Ontology annotation, biological process: GMP biosynthetic process. The record is from RefSeq and is a predicted model, not a curated record. Lineage: Eukaryota; Metazoa; Chordata; Ascidiacea; Stolidobranchia; Styelidae.
GAUUGACAGACGCAAGGCGUCGCUGCGGUCUUUUGGUUCCCAAAGUCCAUAUAUACCCUGUUGAUUCCGAAGUGCUGCCUACAUUUCUUUUGCCGUAGGAGGCCUAGUUCUCCUAUUACAGUGGCUAAUCUAGAUUAAUGUUAACGCGAUGAUUCCUGAAAAAGUUGUUAUACUGGAUGGGGGUUCACAGUACGGAAAACUUAUCGACCGUCGAAUGCGUGAAUUAUCUGUAUGUUCAGACCUGAAACCACUGGGAACUCCUGCAGCUGAUCUCAAAGAUGCGGGCUACAAAGCGAUCAUUAUAUCUGGAAGUCCAAGUUCUGUGAAGGAUGCUGAACCAUAUCACAUUGACCAUGCAGUCUUUAGCCUUGGCUUACCAAUUCUUGGUGUUUGUUAUGGGAUGCAAUUCAUGAAUCAUGCCCAUGGUGGAACAGUGGAGAAAAAAGCAAUGAGAGAAGAUGGGCAAUAUGAUAUUCAAAUUGAUGUUUCUUGUAAAUUAUUUACUGGACUGUCAGAAACUGAAGAAGUUUUAUUGACACACGGUGACACUAUAGAUCAAGUUGCUCCAGGAUUCAAAGUAAUUGCAAAAUCUAACAACCUCGUUGCUGGAAUUGCCGAUGAAUCUCGUGGUUUGUACGGACUUCAAUUUCAUCCUGAAGUUGAAUUGACGAAACAUGGAACUCAAAUCCUAUCUACUUUUUUAACAAAAAUUGCAGGGUUAUCUUGUAAUUACACUGUGCAAGACAGAGAAGAAGCGUGUAUGGAGGAAAUUCGUCGGAUAGCUGGUACUACUAAAGUUCUUAUAUUAGUUAGUGGAGGAAUUGAUUCUGCUGUCGUUGCUGCUCUUUGUUAUAAAGCUCUUCCUCAUUCACAGAUUGUAGCAAUUCAUGUUGAUAAUGGUUUCAUGAGAAAAAAUGAGUCAACAAUGGUGAUUGAAUCUCUCAGACAAGCUGGUAUUAAUGCAAAACUUGUCAAAGCUGCUCAUACUUUUUAUAAUUCAAGUAUGGAACUCACAGACAACAGAAAUGGUGGCAAGGGACGGAAGUUCACAUCCAGAGUUCUAUCUCAAACUCUUGAUCCAGAAGAAAAACGAAAUAUAAUUGGUGAUACUUUUAUGAAAAUUGUUGACGAAGAAGCUGAAAAAAUAGGACUAACCAUUGAUAAAUGCUUUCUUGCUCAAGGUACAUUGCGACCAGAUUUAAUUGAAUCGGCAUCACGUUUGGCGAGUGAUCGGGCAGAUGUUAUUAAAACACAUCAUAAUGACACUCAUCUUGUGAGAUUAUUGAGAGAACGUGGUAGAAUUAUUGAACCUUUGAAAGAUUUUCACAAGGAUGAAGUCAGGAAACUUGGAUCUCAACUCGGUUUAGCAGAUUCUUUAUGUACACGACAUCCAUUCCCUGGUCCAGGUCUUGCAAUUCGUGUUAUUUGUGCAGAAGAUCCUUUCAUUUGUCCUGAUUUUUCACAAACACAAACAUUGAUUCGACUUAUAGUUGAUUAUAGCAAUAGUGUGAAGAAGCCUCAUGCUUUAUUACAGCAUGUGCAUUCUGCCACAAGCGAAGAGGACAGAGAAAAUUUAGCCAGAUAUUCAUCACAAUAUCCAAUCAGAGCUAUUUUACUGCCAAUAAAAACAGUUGGAGUUCAGGGUGAUGGUCGAACAUAUAGUUAUGUAGCUGGAUUGUCUUCAUCUCAACAACCAAUCGAUUGGAAAAUAGUUAUGUAUUUUGCAAAAAUUAUACCAAGAAUUUGUCACAAUAUAAAUAGAGUUGUUUUCAUAUUUGGUGAAGCAAUAAAGGAUCCACUUCAGGAUAUAACACCAACUGUUUUGUCAUCUCCUGUACUAUCGACACUCAGACAAUGUGAUUUCUUGGCUCACCGAGUUCUUCAAGAAAACUUGCUGCUAGAAAAAGUUGCUCAGAUGCCUGUGGUUCUGGUUCCUUUGCAUUUUGAUCGAGACAUGAUGAUAAGAUCGCCAUCUUGUCAGAGAUCUGUUGUUUUGCGGCCAUUCGUGUCAAAUGACUUCAUGACAGGCGUUGCUGUUACUCCCGGAAUACAUCUACCAGAGGAAAUUAUACUGGAAAUGGUAAAGCAACUUGAAAAUGUGACUGGAAUUUCUCGAGUCAUGCUUGAUCUGACAUCAAAGCCACCAGGCACAACAGAAUGGGAAUGACAUAGGCUCUAUAAUAUCAUAUACUCAGCGUAUUGUUUUUAAAUUGUUAAAUUUCCAGUUAAAUAAGACUUGUUCAGUGUGUGUUCGAUGCUGCUUAUGUAAGUCGGAAACGGGGCAAUUAAAAUUUAUUUCAAUCUUGCAUCUGUAAGAAAUCAAAAUUUCUAUGUUUCAUCAAAGCACAAACUUCGGUUUGAUUAUGGAUUGAAUUGUUUUUCAAUUUGAUUUCAAAGGGAUAAAUUGCACUGUAAUUUUGAACGCAUCCAGAUUGUUCUGCGCUGUACCAAUAGGAUACAGCUCGUAAAUUAAAAUAAUAUAGAUGAACUUCAUUGAAUGAGAAAUGCUAAUGGCCAUUUUUCUACAUCGCUUAGGCAUACCUUCACAUCACUUCAGUUACUCUUGGCCAGCACAUAACAGAUAUUAAGUUUUGUAUGUGACUAACUAGAACAAUUAAUUAGAAAACAUGUGUUAUUCAUUUUACGUGAAAAGGGAUAUCUCUGGUUGAUGUUGCUGAUUCAUGUGGGAUUUUCCUUGUGUGGUCAAAGGAAUUUGAAUGCGAAUCGCACUAAGAUAGGGCAGAUUACGAAUUUGUGUAUGAAUGCCAUUGAUAGCUAAUAUUUGUUGCUUUUGUAAUAUCCAGUAAAUUAUUAAAGUCAUUUGAUUUGCUUA